CCUGCUUUGGAAACCUGACACGACCCAGGAAGACCUGACAAAGCCGAGAUGAAAUUCGCUCUACUCCUGGCUCUUCUAUUCGGGGGCGCGUCUGCUCUUCAUCUGAGGCCUGAAACUUCUGACUUCAAAAGCCCUUUGGGAGGUGACAACUUGCCUAGGGAUGUGGAGAUAUCAAGACCGGAAGCAGAAGAGUGUCCUCCUGGAGAGGAGCUAAUAUCACUGGAGGAAGAGGAAGGUUCUGGAAGUGAUGACACUCCUGGGGUUGAGGGAGCUGUCUCAGGCCAGGAGAUGGCUGAUGAGGAUAUUCAGUGCCCCAAGGAAGAGGACACAAUCAGUCUGAAGGGCAACCCUGGAUGUAAGACCUGUCGGUUCCUCCUGGUGAGGCAGUUUCUAAAGUUUGACAAAGCUCAGUCAGUUUGCCGGAGAUGCUACCGGGGCAACCUUGCCUCCAUCCACAGCUUCAGCAUCAACUUCCAAAUCCAGGCUUCUCUCAGGGCACUCAACCAGGCUCAAGUCUGGAUUGGAGGCAGGAUCAGAGGCUUGGGUCCCUGCAAACGCUUUGGAUGGGUUGAUGGAAGCUCUUGGAACUUUGCAUAUUGGGCUUCUGGCCAGCCCCGCUGUGGUAUUGGCAGAUGCGUGACCAUGUGUACUCGAGGAGGCCACUGGCGUCGAUCUUUGUGUAUCAAGAGACGUCCCUUCAUCUGUUCGUAUUGAGCUGGUCCCAGCCAGGAGUUCAAAUCCAUGCUCUUCUGGGCAACUGCCUCUCUUUUCCUGCCAGAUGUCCCCUUCUUUCU
This is a messenger RNA of Arvicola amphibius (Eurasian water vole), 794 nucleotides long. RefSeq names its product proteoglycan 2, pro eosinophil major basic protein (gene Prg2). Gene Ontology annotation, molecular function: signaling receptor activity. The transcript is spliced from 6 exons. The record is from RefSeq and is a predicted model, not a curated record. NCBI's taxonomy places the organism in Eukaryota, Metazoa, Chordata, Mammalia, Rodentia, Cricetidae. Gene Ontology annotation, biological process: immune response. Bases 49 to 714 code for a protein of 221 amino acids.